AACUUUUUUUGUUUUUAUAAUAUUAAUAUUAACUUUCCAAUAUAGUGAAAAUGGAAAUUAAAAAUCGGUAUUCAAUUUAAGAGUUGAAUUUUUUCUUUUCAUUUAUUAUAAAUCUUAUGUUGCCGUUUGGGAUUAAGUGUAUUAUCAUUAAUUUGUCAUUAAUCAGUUUAUAUAUAUAUAUAUGACGAAUAUUUUAUAUGAAAUUUAAAUUGAUCUAAAAUGUAUUCUACGGAUACAGAGGGGACAUUAUCUGUUGGCAAAAAGAGAGAAGAUCGUGGAGUACAAUUGAAGCAUAGAUUUGGUCCUUUAAAUCUCGAUGUAAAAUAUCCUGGCACUGCAAUAUUACUUCUACAAUGUCAGGAAAAUACAAUCCUUUUGAAUGCAGCAGCUGCACUAUCCAAAUAUGCUACAAAGUCUCAAGAAAAUAUAAAUAUACUUUUUGACCUUGACAUCGUUAAGAGUAUAUUACCUUUGAUCGAUCACGAAGAUUUAUUUACACGAAGAUUUGCUGCAAAACUAUUAGCUGAAAUGACGGCUGUACCAUCUAUCAGAGAUUUCUUAUUGGAAUCCGAUUAUCACAUGUCUUAUUUCACAAAAGUAUUAAUCAAUGAACAAGAUUUGUUCAUGCAAGAAUUUUCUUCUCUUAUACUUGCUGAAUUAUCGAAAGACAUGUAUGGAGCCGCUCGAUUGUUAGAACAAUGUCCAAAUAUGAAUUUUCUUUAUGAAAGAAUUCAAUCUACAGAUCCUGACGUAAGGAAGAAUAAUAUAGAGAUAAUAUAUAAUCUGAUACAAGAUACAAUAGGCGUGCAAAAGAUUAUAAAUGCUGAACAUUUCAGUUUUCCUUUGAUAUAUCGGCUUUUGCAAGAAACUUAUCCAGAGAUUCAACAUUUAGCCUUGAACGUUAUUAGCGAUCUAUUGGCAAGGAACAAGGAUGAGUAUAUACAUAAUCUUUUUCGAGAGACGAAGGGUUUAGAAGCGCUGUUAAAUUUUCUGGCUGUAAGAAAUCUCUGUAGGACAAUUCUAUAGCUG
Messenger RNA from Vespula pensylvanica (western yellowjacket), 1029 nucleotides. Its product is annotated as armadillo repeat-containing protein 3-like. NCBI's taxonomy places the organism in Eukaryota, Metazoa, Arthropoda, Insecta, Hymenoptera, Vespidae. The record is from RefSeq and is a predicted model, not a curated record. Bases 220 to 1026 code for a protein of 268 amino acids. The transcript has 4 exons.